AUGGUAUCACUGGUUGAACAUUCGUUAUCGUCAGUAUAUGAUUUUGGAAAUGUCGUUGUCAUAUCACUGACUAUGAUUCUCUACAGAUUACAAACUAUAUCCAAUCAAAACGAUCGGGUCAAUUCAAUGCAGUCUCAAUUUGGUAAUGUGGAAAGAAAAAUAGGUUCGUUAGUUUCUCGAAAACCGUACCAGGACAUAAACCAGUUUGAGGGUACUAAACCUCUGAAACAAUCAAUUGCUGAUGUGUUGAAGAGUAUGAAAAUUCCUACACAAAAAUUAACUGACUACAUGGAACCGACCAUCAUUCCGCAAAUAAAUCAAUCCAUAUCUAAAACUGCGGAGAGUACUCUGAAAGUACCUAUCCCCAAAGAACAAUUUCGAUUCAAUGCAGCUGAUUACCAGAGAGGAGCAUCUGUUGAUAUGGAUCAUUCUUCCAGUUCAAAUUUGAAUCCAAUAAUUGGACAUGAUCAAACUAACCUUGUUUUACUUGAUCGUCCUCAACCACCAUCAGAUAACGCAUGGUGCACAAAUGAUGAAAAUCCAGUACUCACUGUUAAUUUGGCCAAGUAUAUAAAACCAAUUUCUGUAUCAUAUCAACAUUCAAAAUGGAAUGAAACAAUUCCGAAUGGGGCUCCAAAAACAUAUGAUGUUGUGGCUUGUCUUGAUUUCUACUGCGAAAAGUGGAAACCAUUAGUAUCAAACUGUAUAUACAGCCAAUAUGUAUCAAGUGAACCAGAACAGAUGUGUAAUAUUUCUUCCCAUCUGGAUGUUCCUUCAAUUGGAAAAGUCCAAUUCCGAUUCCGUGAAAAUUAUGGAGACGCUCAAAUGACUUGUGUUCACUUGGUUCGUGUUUAUGGAGAGACUGAAACACCUGUCAAAAUUAAAGAGAAGAAGGUGGAAAGUGAAGAAAUUUGUGCUGAUUUGAGAUGGUAUUAUCAUAACAGCUACUUCAGAUAUACAUGGACGGAUAAAAACUGUACAGCACACUUGUAA
Molecule: messenger RNA, 993 nt
Organism: Caenorhabditis briggsae
Lineage: Eukaryota; Metazoa; Nematoda; Chromadorea; Rhabditida; Rhabditidae
Exons: 5
Coding region: 1-993 (330 amino acids)
Biological process (GO): nuclear envelope organization
Cellular component (GO): meiotic nuclear membrane microtubule tethering complex; nuclear envelope
Molecular function (GO): protein-membrane adaptor activity
Source: RefSeq, a predicted model, not a curated record